UGCGGCUGAUAUAAUGUACCGUGAUGAAUUAGCGAGCUCAGAAAGAAUUAACCCAUCAGUAAAAUGACAGACUUGGUAUAUUUCAAAGCAUCUGGUCAAAUCUCAUGGAAUUUAUUGGCUGCUACAUGUUCAGUCAGAGAAAGAAAUAGUGGGGAGAGUCCAUGGUCACCUUGUAGUAUUUCACUGAAUGCCUCAGAAGAGCAGAUGGGGAUAGUGAGCGGUGAGAUAAGGGCAGCUGAAGAGCCGAUGUCAGGACAGCAUGUGAUCCCUGACAUCCCUGGGGAGGAUUCCUGCAUGGAGGUCUAUGAAGAGCCGUGCGCCUCUUGAGACCUGCCAGUUAAGUAUUGCAAUUUUUGGGCCCUGUCUGGUAAGGGCUCCUCACCUUUCUUUUCCACCAACAUACUUGGGAGUUGAGGGUGUCACUUUGGGGCAGGAUACACCCAAAGUACGUAUGUGAUACAGCCAGGAUAAAAAUGCAUCAUUCGUAAACGCCUGGGCUUUUUUAGAGUUGGCAAUCUCCAUAGAGGUGCUGUGCUAAAAUUGUGUUUUGCAUUUCGUUUCCUUGUUUUGUUUCUAUAAGCCAAGUGCUUGGCUGAUUGCGCAGGAAAUCAACUGCUAUGGGCAUUCACUUCAAUGGGCGAACUUUAAACGAGUCACCAGGGACUGGCUGCUGCUGAGUUCAAAGAGAAAGAGACAUCCAAAAAGCCCUAGCCGAGCCAAGUUAUGGUGGGAAAUAUCAGAUACAAAGAGGAGAAAACUGGAAGGCACAAUAGGUUAAAGACAGAUACAGCUUGGUUUUCCUGUCCAUAAUUGGUCAGAUUAAGGUGAGAUUGGAAUGGAGAUUUUUAAAAAAACCCAACAACCAAACAUAAAAUUUUGCUAAGGGAAGUUUGCUGAACAUCAGGAAACGUGCUCUGGUGUUGACGUUCUAUGAGCUGUGUGCAAUAAUCUGGGGAGGGAAGCACACUGAGAAAAUUAAUAUGCUACUUGACAUAAUAUUGGAAAAUGUAUUAGAAAGUAUAGUUCUGUGCAGGGCAGAAGGUGGAGCAAAAACCCUGCUAAGUUCCUGCAUUCAUUCCUCUCUUUUUCUUUCCCCAAUGAUUUCAGAAGUCUCGCGAGGCUCAGAUAACUCAGAGAGAAGGACUCACCCCCAAAAUUGCAGGCAAGCUCCCCAAAUUCAUCCGAUGUGAAGCUGCUGGGAGCUGGGAUUCCUGGUGAACUUCGCGCCUUGAUGGAGCUGCUGAAGGGAUUGCCAUGGCGCCGUGCUUUCCUGGCUGUCAUCCUGAACCUGCUGGCUCUCAGCCUCUCCACCACUGCCUUGCUUGGCAGCUACUGGUGCACGGGGACCCAGAAAGUGCCCAAGCCUUUGUGUGGGAAAAGCAAAGCCACCAAGUGCAUCGGUGUCCCCAUGCCGCCUGACGCAGGUGCUAGCAAUGUUUCAUCCCAGGAUGUGGUGCACUACAGCUGGGAGACUGGGGAUGACCGCUUUGCCUUCAGAUACUUCCACACGGGGAUGUGGCUUUCCUGUGAAGAGAGCAUGGAAGGGCCAGAAGAGAAAUGUCGUAGCUUUAUUGAGCUUUCACCACCAGCAGAGAGAGGAAUCCUGUGGUUGUCACUGGGAUCAGAGAUGCUGUACAUCAGCUUGCUGCUCAUCAGCUUCAUCCUCCUGAUGGUGGAAAUGCUGCAUACUGGCAAUCCUGUCUGUGGGUUGAAGCUCAAUGCCUUUGCUGCCGUCUCCUCUGUGCUGUCGGGUCUCCUUGGGAUGGUGGCACACAUGAUGUAUACUCAAGUCUUCCAGGCAACAGUCAGUCUGGGACCAGAGGACUGGAGGCCGCACUCAUGGGACUAUGGCUGGGCAUUCUACAUGGCCUGGGCCUCCUUCACCUGCUGCAUGGCCUCUGCUGUCACCACUCUCAACACCUACACCAAGACAGUGCUGGAGUUCAAAAGGAACCACAUCAAGGGCUACGACGGGAGCUUCAAGGAUCAGCCUCAGCACCACCAGUGCUUCAUUCAGCAGCAAAUAAGCAGUUACUAUGAGCCCCAAGACAAGCCUCUCCGUUCAGUCUCUGAGGGAGUCAACUUCUACUCUGAGCUGCAGCAGAAAGUGCUACAGCGGGAACCAGAGCUGGACCUGGAUGACGUCUUGGGACAGACAAUUGGGGAGGAUCGCUGUUAGGGAUGAGUGUGCAGGGGCAAAGCAGUGGGGUUUGGAGGCACAAGAGCUCUGAAUCAAACACUAGCACCACUGUUAGUAAGUUCUUGGGGAGCUCUUCCUACAUCUACAGUUUGGGAAGUGAGAAGUGGGCACUGGCUCAGGGCAACAGCAGUGCCAACAGUAGCAGGGUGGGUCACAGUUUGACGGGUGUCCUGAGCUAGGAAGGGUGAAACUGGAGGGACAUGUUGCUAGUGCCAGCUGUCUCCAAGCACUUUCGGAGUUGAGGCAGAUGUCCUAAUCCUAGCAGUAUUGCACCUGGGAAUAGUCAACGCCAUCCAGCCGGCAAACUGCAGCACUGCGCCUCUUUGGGUGGUGUCACAUUGACCUUCCAGCAACCUCCCUGGUUCAGUGCUACGGUGAAGGGCAUCAGUGCUCAUACUGAUCGGCUGUAAUCCUCUCUGAACACCCUACUUGUUCCUCAUUUCCAGGCCCACCCUCCUCUUCUCCCUGCCCCCAGAUUAAAAGUACUGCUGCAGUAGGAAGGGGGAGUUGCUUUCAGACUUCUCUCUUCCUUCCUAUCUGUAAUAACUCCCACAUGUUCCCUUCUUGCUUCCCCUCCCCCCCAAUCUCCCAAUCUGAGGUACUUUCCUGUCUGUCUCUUUUGUCUGUGCUUCUCCACAACCUUUAAGAAUCCUUGGCUGGGCUUUUGCUUUUUCCUUUGUUUCUCUUCAUCUGUCCCCUCUU
This is a messenger RNA of Grus americana (Whooping crane), 2902 nucleotides long. RefSeq names its product germ cell associated 1 (gene GSG1). Gene Ontology annotation, cellular component: plasma membrane. Lineage: Eukaryota; Metazoa; Chordata; Aves; Gruiformes; Gruidae. The record is from RefSeq and is a predicted model, not a curated record. The transcript is spliced from 8 exons. The coding region runs from base 1232 to 2179 and encodes 315 amino acids.